Messenger RNA from Cylindrotheca closterium, 450 nucleotides. NCBI's taxonomy places the organism in Eukaryota, Bacillariophyta, Bacillariophyceae, Bacillariales, Bacillariaceae. The record is from the annotation of a GenBank genome assembly.
AUGGCUGAUCAACUUACCGAAGAACAAAUCGCUGAAUUCAAGGAGGCCUUCUCCCUUUUCGAUAAGGAUGGCGAUGGUACUAUCACAACCAAGGAAUUGGGAACAGUCAUGCGUUCCCUUGGACAAAACCCCACUGAAGCCGAAUUGAUGGAUAUGAUCCAAGAGAUUGAUGCUGAUGGAAGUGGAACCAUUGACUUUCCAGAAUUCCUUACAAUGAUGGCCCGUAAGAUGAAGGAUACCGACAGUGAGGAGGAAAUCCUUGAAGCCUUCAAGGUCUUUGACAAGGACGGAAAUGGAUUCAUCUCUGCUGCCGAGCUUCGUCAUAUCAUGACGAACCUUGGGGAAAAGCUUACCGAUGAGGAAGUUGAUGAGAUGAUCCGUGAGGCAGAUAUCGAUGGUGAUGGACAAAUCAACUACGAAGAAUUCGUAAAGAUGAUGAUGUCCAAGUAA